Molecule: messenger RNA, 10507 nt
Organism: Drosophila rhopaloa
Lineage: Eukaryota; Metazoa; Arthropoda; Insecta; Diptera; Drosophilidae
Gene: Doa
Product: serine/threonine-protein kinase Doa
Exons: 11
Coding region: 3272-9439 (2055 amino acids)
Biological process (GO): protein phosphorylation
Cellular component (GO): nucleus
Molecular function (GO): protein kinase activity; ATP binding
Source: RefSeq, a predicted model, not a curated record
CUGAUGCUGAAGCGGCAGCGCAACCACUUCGAUCUGGUGGCCCUGUGUGAUAUGCCCGUGGACAAGUACGCCGGCGACAAUUGGAUCGUCGAGGAUUACUUUGUAGACCACAAUGACGACUACCUAGUGAGUCACAAAAUUGUAGAUUCAGAGAUUGUCGGCGAGUAUCUUUCGUUGCCUUGUGUUGCAUGGUUGGCGUCCCUUUUUCGCCGCUCCCAAAAAGAAACCUACAUUAUAGACAAGAAUAAUAGCACUGCUAAAAAUUUGUAAAACAUCGUUUAGAAACGGAGUGGAUAACCCUUUUGAAUCUUGGGUAUAUUUAAAAUCAUAUUUGCUGUAAACGGAUUUCAUAAAUGCAGUGAUGCGAAUAACCAUUUCAGUCACAAAAAUUACUUUGAAUUUCUUAUUAAUCUUCAAAUGUAUUAUUAAUCUUCAAAUGUCUUAAUUCCAAAGACACAUUUAGGCAAGUUUCUGGAAGCCGUGAUACUAAGCAGAUGAUUUAUUGGGAUUGCUAUUAUUUUGACCGCAGCUAUAUACAUUGAAUUUACACGGGGCUCACUCUCCAUGUCUGUACCCAUUCCCUAUAUAUAUUUAUCGAUUCUGAGAGCGACGCCUUGGGGAUUCCUCUUCGUGCUCUGCGCAUGUCCCUCCAAACCAUGGCCCAUGGUGCACAGCUGAUGUUUCUUUCUGGGAGAUGCGCGCGCAGCUUCAUCCCGCGGAAAACAUCUUCUUCGGCCGUGUAUUUGCCAUUUGCUCUAAAACCAUUGGAAAAUUAUAAAUACACGCGCCGCAGAAAGACUGCGCUCUUCUCUGCCGCGGGCAGUUUUCGGCUGAGAAUUUUCAAAUUUGAGGAAACCGAAACAGAUUGAAAUCUUCGUUUGUUGGCUGUGUGUCGCCGAAACUGCUGCCAUAUAAACUAUAUAUCGUCGCCACCAGCGUUGUCGUCGUUCCGUCUUCGUCGUGUAACGGUACGGGGAUCCCCCCUUUCUCGCCGUCUCUUGUUUUCCCCCACUCCCAUCGAUCUUCAUAUCGAUCGUCUCCUUUCGCGCACCUUGUUUAUCGAUAUGUGUGCUGUGUGUGCGUUUUUGUGUUUUUGAUUUCUUUAUUUUUUUUUUUUUUGGCUUAGGACUACCAAAUAAUCGAAUAGAACAAUAUUUAGAGGUACAUACUGGGCGUUUGUGCAAUAUAGAAACGCAUUUUAGCCCGAGAGGAAGGUAGAAAAUAAAACGCAAUCCCAAAACAAUUGCUGGGCACCGUGACAUAAUCAACCAAAAAACAAAAAACAAACACAAAAUCUAAGAACUUUUAAGUGUUUUAAAAAUAAAACUGUAGCAGCGGCAAGAACAAAAUUGUCGAAUACAAAAAAAACAUCAAACAAAACAAAAUAAGUGUUAAAAAGUGCGCGAUAUUCGUCGGACUGAGUUUGUUUAAACAAAACAAGAUGCAAGAUACCAGAGCCAAACUGUUUUAUUGACCCCCCGCCAACGGUGGCGAGUAAAUAAUUAGAAAUAACAUAAAAUGGGAUAAGAGUCAGCCAGUCAAGCAGCUGCAAAACGUCCAAAAAGCUGAUAGUAAACUUUGCACUUUUCCAUCAAGUUUGCAAUUACCGAGGCGAAAGAUACUUUUAAUAGAAGAAGUGUAUGGAUAGAGAAGGCUAGUGCAACAGUCAUACACUCGGAUACACAGUAAUAAAUUACGAUCAUUUGGGAACUGAAGCAAAUAUGUACCGUUCUAUAUGAUCGAGGUCUUCCUAUGAAAAGUUUUCUUAAUGUCGAGUUGUAGUUUUAAAGUAAACUUUAGCUCGAUCUCAAGGUUAGGAAAAUAAAUCUUAUUUUGCGCAAAUUUAAUGUUAGGUAAAAGUUGUAAUGAAAGUAAUAAUAUUUUCUGUGUACUCGAAGGCGAAGGAGAAGACAACGCAGCGGCCAAGCAAAUCAAAACAAAAACUCAAAACUAACAAAUGGAGCACACACGUGUGUGUCUGUUAGUGUUUGUGUGCUACAUAUACACAAACUAUAUAUUUAUAUGUGCGCCACAGAUCGGCGGGGAUUAUUCAUCAGGCUGCCACAUCAUCAUCAUGUUGAUCUGCGCCGUUGCGGCGUCUCCUUCUGGUGCCCUCCUCCAUCCUCCACUUUCCGCUUAGCUGGCGUUUUCUAUAAUUUUCGAAAGCUAUUUUCGUUAGGCUUGCAUUUAUAUUUAGUUGCCACAACAAACUUAUAGCGAAAAUCCAAGACACAAACUUGUACAUGAUACAAUUUUGGCCAUAUGAUGCGAACCAAAAUAAAAGUCAACUGGGGUGGAAAACUUUUCCCCUUUGGUUUUUCCAACUCGCAUGUGUGCGCGCAAGAUUGAAUGUGUGUUUUCGGUACAGUGAAAGCUAAGCCAGAGAUCAAUGAAGAUCAGAAAAUUAAUUGAAAUCUAAAGUGAAUUAAAAAUGCAAUCAAGUUGAAUGUUUUUAUCAGAGAUCGGAGAUCUAUCUCUUAAAUUAAGUCUGUAAAUUCAAUUUUCGAAGAAUCAACUCCGUGGAUGAGGUUUCACUGUACUGGUACCAGCGUCACACGUACUGUGUACUAGGUAUAAUGCCCGGCUGCGCCAAUUUACGUGCGUCGACGUCUAUUUGUUAAAAUAAGAAACAGAUUUCGAACGGAACACAGAAAGGCAUGGGAAAAGAUGCCAAAUGAACCCCACCGAGAUAUCACACAUCAGCCAAAACGAUCUUUCCAGGGAUAUUCAUUUAUUCACAUCGCAAUAUAUCUAGGGCAAGGUGCAGGUCUUUUGGCUAGAAUCGCAAGGGGUAAGAGGUUUUUGGCUAGGCGGCGCCGCGAUCAAUGAGCUCAUUGCUGUUUACGAUUUGUAAUUUGUAUAUGCUCUAUAUACCAAAACAAAUUGGGGGUGGUAUAUGCCACAUAUAUGUCGGAUGUAUAUGGGCGCCAAAAAGAAAAGUCUAUGGUCGAAUGACGACCAUUAAUACAAUUAGUAAGUCAAGUCGCCGGGCAUUUGCCAAAAUGCCAAUGAGACAUUGACAUUGAGCGUGCGAUCGAUUGUUCCGAUCCGAUCUGAUCCGAAUAGAACCAAUACGAACUGAUCCGAUUUUGUGCAGGUUUCCUUUGCCGCCAGCACUGGCAGCCUCGCGAGUCUUGCCCAGCUAGUCAAACCCAAAGCAAUUCGAGGGAGACGCCAGUGCAAUAUUAGAUAAUCGAGUACUUUUUUCCCCUUGGGACCAAGAAAGAAAACUGACCAGGAACCGGAGAAAUCACCAACCCCAGCCUACGGAAUGUCCAACGAACUCAGCGAACUCAUCGCCCUCGGCUGUCCGGAUCUCACGGCCCAGAAGCCGGAGGGUGGCAGCACCAAGGUGGAGUUGAUUCUCAACACGGAGCGCCGCCUGAGCAUCAAGCAGAUGACGGCCACGGAUUUGGCCACUAUAAGGGCGGCAGCCGCCGCCGAAGCAGAGGCCAGAUCUAGGGCCCACGCAGAGGCGGAAGCGCGAGCAAUCGCCCAGGAACAGUUGCGACAGGCCCGCGAGGCCGAGUCCAAGGCCAGAGCACGUGCUGCCCUCGAGGUGCAGGCCCAAUUACAGCGGGUGAUGGAGAGCGAGAAGCGCAGGCAGAAGGAGGAAGAAGAGGAGCGCGAAAAGCAACAGGAUGAGGAAGAAAAUGAUGAAGAAGAUGAGGAUGAAGAUGAAGAACUAGCCAAAGGUUCCCUCCCGUCCAACUCAGGCCCUAGGGAACGAAUUACCUCCCUGCCCGGUAACAUGGAUGAUGCCAUGGAGAUGCAACUGCUUAGCCUUUCGCAUCCCAAGGCCUCAUCCAAGGACGAUUCCCCACCCACGAAGAGCACCUCCCACCUGGCCGACUCUAUUGAGCUGCUUCGAAUGCAGCGUGCAGCUCGCGGAGCCCGGUCCCACAAUCGCACCCGCGAGCGAUCCAUUUCGCCAGACCGUAAUCACGAAAGGAGCGCUGCUCCCGAUCGCCUCCAGAGUUCCGCCAGCAUGAGCAGUCUGGACUCUGCUUGCGUCAGUGCCUCGGCAUCAGCCUCACGACAGCCCAGCAAGGCAGCCAGUCGACGGGGCAGCACCUCUAGUACCUCUGGGGUGGAACCACCUGUGGCAGCCGCUUCCCAGACAACCAAAUUUCCCCUCGCUAAGACGGUAUCAGCGCCUAAUGUAAUGAACCGUCGCCGCAGCAGCCUCACCUCACUCUUCCCGGGACCCUCACCAUUGGUGGCACCCGAACCAUCUCUGCAUACAGACCCCGAUCCAAAGGUUCAACAACAGAUAGAGGAGGAGCAUCGGAGGGGGCGAAUGGAUGAUAGUUACCGUGAGAUACCCACCGGAAAGAUGGUGCAUCGCACCAAGACACCGCCACCAGUGGGCACCAAUCUCGGAGUAAGCCUAAAGCGAGUGACAGCGCCCAGUGGAUCAAUAACCAUCAAGCCCAAGGAGUCACCCAUGCUUGGAGUGGUUCUGCGCAGAGUAGAAAAGAAAACAGUGCCGCAGAAGAGCAUUCUGGAUGACGAUAAACCACUGUACCACUUCUCCAUUGUGCGCAGCGACCACAAGGAACAUGUGCCUGACAAGAAACCGAAACCCAAGCCCGCUCCUCCAGCUGUUAAGCCAAGUCCCGGUGGCAUCCUUACCGGACCUCAAGUUACUCGUAUCGCUCCCAAGCAAGCAAUGCCCGUAAAACCCCAGCGACCUAUGCCCGGCGUGCCCAUCACAAUUACCAAGAUCGAAGGCGACAAGAUCAUCAUCAUCAAGAAGAUCAUUGUGCCAAAGAACAGUAAAAUACCGGAGCAAUACCUGCAGAUGAGUGAAGAUGCCGGCAAACCAGCAAUUACAGUGCCUCCAACGGUUUCCUCCUCCUCCGCCGUCGCAUCGUCGCCAAAUCUAAGAACCAAAGAGGAAACCCAGGCAGCCAUGCAGAAACCGACACCACCACCGGCCAGUGGUCAACAAUUCUUCCAGGUGGUCUCCCCGCAAUUCGCCUCAGUGAUGUCUUCCAGCAUACCAGAGAGCAAAUGUGCAGUGCGUUCACCAAUAUCUUCACCCUUGGCCAUCCGGAAAAGCCGUCCACCUCUGCUGCCGGCUAGUCCCAAGUCCACGCCUCCACUACCGCGGAAACACCAUCCACUUGCCUACAACGCGGCCACGGGAACCAUCAGUAGUGCCUCGGCAGCAGCGUUGCCCUCUCGUUUAAUGGCCACCAUUGCCUCGAGCCCGGCCUCGAGUAUAUCGCUGUCCUCAUCCAGUUCACCUUCAUCAUCGCCGCCUCCGCCAGUGCCAUGUCGGGCCCCAAAGAAUGUCAACAAACCCUCUGCUCCCGCCGCACCUCCGUCCAAAGAGAUCAGUCUGGACAAAUUGCUGCAACAGCAACAGGAGCUGGAGGAGAAGUCGGCAGCAGCUAAGAACAGCGCCAAGUUGGAUGCGAAUUUCUAUGAUGCCGAGAUCGAGAUGAUGAACAAGUAUCUGAAGAGUUUGCCCGACUACAGCGAGCUGGAUAGGAAGCUGCACCAAGAGUUCCAGGAGUGCGAAGAUCUCUAUGACAGGAUCAAGCGUCAGCAGCAGCCAUUGGCCAAGUCCAUUUCGCAACAGUCGGUGACGAAGGCUGCUCCAGGAGCGGGAAUCCAGCCAGUCUCCUCUGGACUAUCCAAGUCUUCUUCAAUUAACUUUGCCCAAAAUCCCAACAGCCGAGGAGGUGCCCCGCGAAUGGCAUAUCCCUCCAUAUUUUCACAGUCUGUAGGCGAGCCAAAGCUGCAGCGCAGCAUUUCCAGUUCGAAUAUGCCGCUAAGUACGCCGGCUCCUAUGCGUCCGCUACCCGCAAAGAACGGAAUGCAAAGUGGUUCGAAUCUGUCCCUAAACAAGCAGUUGAUGAACGAAUUCUGGAGCGAGAAUCUAACUAGCUCCCAAAAGCGACAAACACCAAAGCGCACCUUUUGGAACUACGAGAAGAUCUGUGGGGCGCAAUUAGGUGAUGCUGGACAGCCCUUUAAAGUGGAUGCCAAGACCGCCAAGAAACUGGCUAUAUUUGAUCCCACAGUGGCAGAGGCGGCGCAGAAGGAGCUACAGAGACCUCAACAGCCACAGGUGGCCCAACAUUAUCCCCAUAAGCUGCAGAAGAAUGCCUCCCUGUCGCAUCUGGAUCUCAAAGUGCGUCAGGCGGUGACCAAGGACGAUCUCUACAAGCUGAUCUGCAACGAGCAAUCUCCAUCGGCGGGAACGAGUUUCGUGAGCAGAGUGCCGGUUAAGCAGCAACCUCCAGCACAGCAGCAACAGGUGUUGCCAAAGAGCGUUUCCAUGACCCAUGUGCCGGGUGGUGGCCAACCCAUGGGAGCUCCUCUGCUGAGGACUUCUAGCCGCACGCAUAUACCCUGCUAUAUGAAGAAUCUGCCUUCGUUGAGCAGGAGCACUUCUAACUCUGCGAUACUAAUGACGCAACCACGCAAGGAACCUCCACCUAAAGAGCCACUCAAAGCUGCGCCACCACCUCCAGCGUUGGCUGCUGCUCCUCCGACUGUUAGCAAACCCAGUGGUGUUUUGAAAAGCUCCAGCAGUUCCUGUGUGCCUUCGCCUCGCUGUGCCGCCGCCUUCUUCCGUCGGCCGCAGGAAUCCAGCAAUCCCCAGCAGCAACAUCACCAGCCACUGCAGCAACCGCAACAUGUGGCGCCCAUAGAGGAGUCAGGCCCAGGCGAUUCCGCUUCUCUAGAACGAAAAUCGGAGAAGAGCAAUAGCACGAUAAGCACGAGCAGCUUUACGGUGACCAACUGUUGCACCACCCACUUGCCGCAGCUCUCGAAGUUUACCUCAUCGUUCCACAUUGCCCCUACCACGGCAACAACCACAGCGUCAACAGCCACAAUAACCCCAACUGCAGCAGCAACAACAAGCGAUCACCAGCAGCAGCAACAAAGUGGUGCAGCAGCGGCGUUGUCUGCCAACUUGGAGGUGCCAACAUCGUCAUCGUCGUCAGCGGCCACAAAGCGCCAGAAAGAUGUCGACAACAAGCUAGAAAAAUGCUUGAACGACAUGCUAAAGUUGAAGACCACAACCAACAACAGCAACAGCACUAGUACCAGCACUAAUAAUGCAAUCAUGUCGCAGUCGCUGACAGGGGAACACAAAGACCCGAAGACUGCAGUCGAAGGCCCCACGAGCAGCAGCACCAGCAAGUAUGUGGGUGAAUCUCAGAUCCCCGUGCCAGUGCAGCUCUACGAUCCGCAGAAGCCGUUGCUUCAACAACAGCAGCAACAAAGGAUUUGCUAUCCUAUCGGAAAGUCGAACUCUACCUCACAGCUGCCCAUGGGUGGCUACCAGAGAUUGCUGCAGCAGCAGAAGCAGCAACAACAGCAGCAACCACAUCAGCAACAGCAGCCAUACCAGGAGCAGCAGCAAUACCCCCAACACAAACGACCCUUCCUGAAUUGGAAUAGCUUUGCAUGUUCGGCCAUGAAUGGAGCAAGUGAUCCCUUCAUGCAGCAGCAGCAUAUGCCUGCCCAGCAGCAACAGAAUCUGCCCCACAAGCUGCAACAGUCGUAUUCCUCCUCGCAUGUGCCCAAGCAGGCGCCCAAAUCGGGACUGGCAAUGUUUUUGCAGAAGAACACCAACAAGGAGAACAAGUUUGGGCAGCCGUUGCAGCACCAGCCGCCCGGUAUGAUGCCCCAGAUGUACGGCUACCAGGCGCCCCAGCCGCAAUCCAAGAUGAGCUAUCCCCGCACCGGUGCCCCACUGACGCAUUCGGCCUCCUUUAGCUCCGCCCAGAGGCCCACGGCCCUGCAGUUCCACCAACAACAUCAGCAGCAACAGCAACAUCAGCAACAACAGCAACACCAACACCCGCAGCAACAACACCAGCAUUCCAACUUUGGCCUGGGCAUGAUGAGUAGGAAUUACUAUAAUGUACCAAAGCAACCAGAUCGCAAGCCGCUGCAGACCUUUGAUCCGUAUGCCUAUCCCAAGCCGAAUCAGAUGCAGCCGGUCAAGUAUCAGCAGCAGCAACAGCACCACCAACACCAACAGCAGCAACCGCAUCCGCAUACGCAGUUUCUAAAUGCUUCCGCUGGAGGUGGAGGUGGCGGUGCCGUUGGUCUUCAAUACGAUCCAAAUACAAAUACGCAAUUGUUUUACGCGUCCCCGGCGUCAUCGUCGUCGAACAUGCAACCGCAGCAACCACAACAGCAGCAGCAGUCGCAGCUACAACAAAGCAAUUCUGUCAUAUUCAAUCACUCAAGCCAGCAACACCAACCACAUCAACAGCAGCAGCAGAAUGAAAUGUCCAAGUCCGCUUUGGGACUGCAUUUUAUCGAGACAGCAAAGCCCGUCAUUCAAGAUGAUGCUGAUGGUCACUUAAUUUACCACACCGGAGACAUUCUCCAUCACAGAUAUAAGAUCAUGGCCACACUGGGAGAGGGAACUUUCGGACGUGUGGUCAAGGUCAAAGACAUGGAGCGUGAUUACUGCAUGGCCUUAAAGAUUAUUAAGAACGUGGAAAAGUACCGUGAAGCUGCCAAGCUGGAAAUUAAUGCCUUGGAAAAGAUUGCCCAAAAGGAUCCGCAUUGCGAUCAUUUGUGCGUGAAAAUGAUUGACUGGUUUGAUUAUCAUGGACACAUGUGUAUAGUUUUUGAAAUGUUGGGGCUUAGUGUUUUCGAUUUUUUGCGUGAGAACAACUAUGAGCCAUACUCGCUGGACCAAGUGCGCCACAUGGCCUAUCAAUUAUGCUACUCCGUGAAAUUUCUUCAUGACAAUCGUUUAACGCACACAGAUCUCAAGCCGGAAAACAUACUCUUUGUCGAUUCGGAUUAUACUGCUCACUAUAAUCAUAAGAUUAACCGCGAGGUGCGCCGCGUCAAGAAUACGGAUGUUCGUCUUAUUGACUUUGGGUCGGCCACCUUCGACCACGAGCACCACAGCACAAUUGUCUCGACGCGACAUUACCGCGCGCCCGAAGUCAUACUGGAGCUGGGGUGGUCACAGCCAUGUGAUGUUUGGUCUAUUGGCUGCAUCUUGUUCGAACUGUAUCUGGGCAUCACGCUCUUCCAAACGCACGACAAUCGUGAGCACCUGGCCAUGAUGGAGCGAAUCUUGGGACAAAUACCAUAUCGCAUGGCACGCAACCAUACUCUUUAUAGCAAAACCAAAACAAAGUACUUCUAUCAUGGUAAGUUGGAUUGGGAUGAGAAGUCCAGUGCUGGUCGCUACGUCCGUGAUCACUGCAAGCCGUUGUUCCUGUGCCAGCUGAGCGACAGCGAGGACCACUGUGAGCUCUUCGGUCUGAUCAAAAAGAUGCUGGAGUACGAGCCCUCGUCCCGCAUCACGUUAGGUGAGGCCCUGCGCCAUCCGUUCUUCGACAGGCUGCCACCGCACCAUCGAGUGGGAGAAGUGAGUAACAAACAGCCCCUCUCGUCGGGCAGCAGCAGCCGCGAACGGUCGCACAGCCUCUCCAGAUGAGAAUUACAGCGAUUUGGUUAUUGUUGACAGACGGCGCUUAUCAAGCACCCACUCAUGCAAACAUACACUCAAAGCAGUCGUCCAGCAACGGAUUGCACCAGCCUCGUAGAGUAAACCACCAACUUUACGGCAAAACCCUAUUUUAAGUGCUAAAGUCUUUUAUUCUAAAUUUUUUGAACUUGACUUGUAUAAAUGUUUAUUAUACAAAAAUCCUUAGAUCCAUAUGAUCCAUUGUUUCCUAAUAUUUCGCGCACAUGUUGCUGUGCAUCAUUUAGAGCUGUGUAGCGCUACGCUUGCGCUUUGUGCAUUGUACCAUACCCGCAAACGGUGUUUUGUUCUGUAAUGAUAACCAAAUCGUGUAAAAUAUUGAUAGUACGGUGCGUCCCCCCGGCACUUGAACCUAUUUGUAAAUGUUUUGAAUUGUCCAAACCCACACCCCCAAGGUAGAGGAGACAAAUUGAACCGACUGCGAAACCGAUUAAUGGAAUAUAAAAAUGUAGUUGUAAAAUAAGAAAGUCGCUUACACGCUAGUUGAAAUGCAUCCCCAUAUGUACACUGUCACAGCAAUGGGAGCCGACUAAUUUAUAAUUAAUACACCAUUUCGAGAGCGUGAACUGUAAGCUAAUGCAAGCCAUUAUGUACACCACCCACGAAUGUACGGAUAAUUGUAAAUGUAAAGAGCAAUUGUUAUGCCGCCCUGUGUACACUUCAGCUAUCGCAGCGCAUUUUGUGUAAAUUCAGUAGCAGCCCAGAGUCAUCUCUCUAAGAAUACGUUUUGAAAUGUGUAGAACCAUCGCCGGCCUGUUUUGUUCGCUUUCGUUUUAUUAUCGAAUAUCGAAAGAUCAACCCAUUCACACAUUUCUACACACAUCGUAUGAGCCCCAUGGUAUAUUUAAAUAUACUAUACUACAUACUUAAUUCAAAUGAUUGUGAGUUAGUUUAAUAUUACAUAAAUAUUAAUUAUAAAUUACAUUAUUUGCAAUUUAACCCGAUCAACCAGCAUAUAAGAUAAAAAAACCAAUAUUGUCAAGUUAUUAAAAAUUGAAAUAAAUCUUAAAUAAAAAAGAA